CGGCGGCAGUACGUAUAGCUAGUGCCUCCUGCACGCACGACGAUCCUGUAGCUAGCUACCCUAAAAAAUCUCUCGAUCGUACAUUUGCACGAGCCAAUUAAGAUAUUUACGCGAGCGAGCGGUCCAUCCAGUGCAUAUAAUAUCUUCGCCAUCGCGUGCCGAUUUAAUUUAAUUUAACCCCGUGAUACAUUGACCGUAUGCUACUUGCUACGACGUAUGUACCAUGGCUGCGACGACUACCACCACUUCUCCGGCCACUCUGCAGCCAUGCAAGAACAACGCGACGGGCGUCGUGCUGAUCGGCAGGUCGUCUCCGUGCUCAUGGAGGAAGACACUACUCCGACACCACGUCGUAAAAGCUGCGGCAAGCUCAUCGUCUCGUUGGCGGAAGGCGGCGCCGACGGGCGCCGGCGGCGGCGAGCUCAAGACGUCGACGUCUGGUACGGCUAGAGAGGAGGCGGCCGGCGACGUGAUUCGGAGGCUGCAGAACGGCCCGGACGUGCGCGGCGUCGCGCUGGAAGGGGAGAAGGGCCGGGCCGUGGACCUCACGCCGCUGGCAGUCGAGGUGAUCGCCGAGAGCUUCGGGGAGUGGCUGCGGGAUCAGGACCUUCAGCCGCUGGAGAGCAGGACGACGGACGGCGGCGAGAUGCGGGUCUCCGUGGGGCGGGACCCCCGGCUGUCCGGCGCGGCGCUCGGCGCAGCGCUGUUCGCCGGGCUGGCGAGGGCAGGGUGCGCCGUGUUCGACAUGGGGCUUGCCACCACGCCCGCGUGCUUCAUGAGCACCAAGCUUCCUCGGUUCAGCUAUGACGCCUCCAUCAUGAUGACCGCAUCACAUCUUCCCUACACCCGCAACGGCCUCAAGUUCUUCACGAAGCGCGGUGGCCUGACCUCGGGCGACGUGGAAGACAUCUGCGACCUUGCAGCGCGGAAGUACGUGGCCAGGAAGAUGGGCCUCGGCGGUGGACGAGGCAUGCCGCCGGUGGUCAUGCGCGUCAACGCUAUGACCGCCUACGCGCAGCACCUCCGCGACAUCAUCAAAGAGCGCGUCGCCCACCCGACACACUACGACACCCCCCUAAAGGGCUUCAAGGUGAUUGUGAAUGCCGGCAACGGCUGCGGAGGCUUCUUCACGUGGGACGUCCUGGAGAAGCUGGGCGCGGACACGACGGGCAGCCUCCACCUGGAGCCCGACGGCGAGUUCCCCAACCACAUGCCCAACCCGGAGGACGCGACCGCCAUGUCGCUCACGCGCGCGGCGGUGCUGGGCCGCGGCGCGGACCUCGGCGUGGUGUUCGACACCGACGUCGACCGCAGCGGCGUGGUGGACGCCACGGGCGCGGCGAUCAACGGCGACCGGCUCAUCGCGCUCAUGUCCUCCGUCGUGCUGGGCGAGCACCCGGGCACGACGGUGGUGACGGACGCGCGGGCCGGCGAGGGGCUCACCCGGUUCAUCGAGGCCAGGGGCGGCCGCCACUGCCUCUACCGCGUCGGCUACCGCAACGUCAUCGACAAGGGCGUCCAGCUCAACGCCGACGGCGUCGAGACGCACCUCAUGAUGGAGACCACCGGCCACGGCGCGCUCAAGGAGAACUACUUUCUCGACGAUGGAGCGUACAUGGUGGUGAAGAUUAUUAUCGAGAUGGUGAGGAUGAGACUGCAGGGAUUAGAGGGGAGUAUCGGAAGCCUCAUCAAGGACCUUGAAGAGCCGGCUGAGUCGGUGCUGUUGAGAAUGAACAUUCUGGGAGAAGCCAAGUAUGCAAAACAGAGGGGCGCUCAAGCAGUCCAGACAUUUUACAACUACAUCCAGGAAAGGAAAUUAAAUGGUUGGGUUCUCGACGACUGUGGGGAUUGCUCAGUUAGUCAAGGAUGCCUCGUGGACACAAAUGAUAAUCCAAUUGCUGUUGAUGCCUACAUGUACAGGGCUAAAUUUUUUGAUGAUUAUAACCGACAACUGGGUUGGGUUCACAUUCGUCAAAGUGUUCAUAACCCCAACAUAGCAAUAAACAUGCAGUCUUCUGUCCCUGGAGGAUGCAAAUCCAUGGCAAAGAAUCUUCUUGAGAGAUAUUUGUUGACAAGUGGAAUCAAUGAUUUUGUGGACAUCAGCCAAGUACAAAAGUUUGUAAACUAGUUCUUAUUUUUAUAAUAAUUAGCUGUAUACACUCUGAAUGGAUAACUUUUUAGAUCCUUGCUAGAAAAUAAGAGUUUGCAUCUAGAGAAAAGUAUGUGUAAUAACUAUUAUAGAGUACUUGGAGACUAGAAUAUUUUGAUAUC
This is a messenger RNA of Oryza brachyantha (malo sina), 2271 nucleotides long. RefSeq names its product phosphomannomutase/phosphoglucomutase. The record is from RefSeq and is a predicted model, not a curated record. Gene Ontology annotation, molecular function: phosphomannomutase activity. The coding region runs from base 224 to 2128 and encodes 634 amino acids. Gene Ontology annotation, cellular component: chloroplast stroma. The transcript is spliced from 7 exons. NCBI's taxonomy places the organism in Eukaryota, Viridiplantae, Streptophyta, Magnoliopsida, Poales, Poaceae. Gene Ontology annotation, biological process: carbohydrate metabolic process.